Oryza sativa Japonica Group (Japanese rice) is the source of this 1303-nucleotide messenger RNA. The record is from RefSeq and is a predicted model, not a curated record. Lineage: Eukaryota; Viridiplantae; Streptophyta; Magnoliopsida; Poales; Poaceae.
UAUGUACUAUGUGCUGGGGGGGGGGAAUUGACGGAUGGCGACUGAGUGCUUAGGGUUUCAAGAGAGGGCGACUCCAGUGGGAGAGUCCUCGUCGGUCCUCCCCCGCCGGCGAUCGCCGGAGAAGGGUCUGCCUAGAGGAUACACCCACGCGGAUAUCCUCACGGUAGCUGCCCGUGGUCCAGUUAGUUCUGGCGCAAAAAUUUCGGGUGAAUUUGCACACGAAUUCCGGCCCGAGAGACCUAGCAAUGGCGGUGGGAGCCCGAUGGCUACAGUGCAGCCCAGAGUCGCGAGAGGCCCAGCGAGUUCCACGAUGAUGAAUUGCGGAAAAAAAGUGGGUGAGAUUAAUUUGGAGGAUAUUUUCCCCAAAUUUCGCCCCACUGAGCCGCAAAAGUGGAUCUGGAUCAAGCGAGGUGAGGUUCGCCCUCUUCUAGGGUUCCCGGCGAGAGACGACGAGAUCCGGCGUUUUGGCGACGGAGCUCGUCGGAUUUGGAAGGUGCCCGAGAAGAGGUGUGAUCACCGCACCUUCGCCCAGGUUGUGAUGGAGCGUCGUCCUCCCAAUCGCCUGGAUUGGCAAGCCAACAAGCGACGAGCGACAGAGCAAGGCGGCGGCGAUUGGGGUGCACGAGGCGGAGGUGACUGGGGGGCGUGCGGAGCUCGCGAGGAGGAGGAACUGCAUCGGCAACUCCUUGCUCAAAACCCUAGGGCGAAUCAAGGUGCUCAAUGGAAACCUCAAGGGCUCCCUGGUACCGAUGGAGAGAGGGGGGCAAGAGCUCCUAAGAUCAAGUGCUUCAAGUGUGGUCGUGAGGGCCAUCACCAGGCGGCGCGCCCUAACCCUUCCCUCUGCUACUCGUGCCAUAGCUCAGUGGAAGAAGCUUUGUCGUCCUGGGGAGGCAACUAAACUGGAAACACUAGCGGAGGAGAUGAAGCGGAUGGUGGCGACUCUUAGACCUUCCAGGACGGGUGUGGGCUGAUACUAGAAGUCCCUGGGAAGCUGCUGUUUUCUGUUUGGUUUCCGAAGAGUUGGUUUUUGGGGUUGCUUGUCUCCUGUAGCUUACUUAGAGUUUCUUGUUGUUUAUCUGCCCAGUCUCUUGGAUGUUUUAAUUGUGAACUUUGUUUCCCUGUUUCUGCCUCCCUGCGUGGAGGAUACAAAAAUGUUUGCUGGCAACCCCAGCAGGAAGAUGCCGUAUUUGGCUUUCUUUAAAAAGCCGGGCCCUGGGCCUUUUGUCUAAAAAAAACUAUGUACUAUGUGAUCGAUGUGCAAGGCAGCAAAUUAUUGUGUUGUGUGGCUGUUAUUUUUGUUUCA